This is a messenger RNA of Vespa mandarinia (Asian giant hornet), 5429 nucleotides long. RefSeq lists its product as uncharacterized. Gene Ontology annotation, molecular function: molecular adaptor activity. Gene Ontology annotation, cellular component: postsynaptic specialization; glutamatergic synapse. Gene Ontology annotation, biological process: signaling. Lineage: Eukaryota; Metazoa; Arthropoda; Insecta; Hymenoptera; Vespidae. The record is from RefSeq and is a predicted model, not a curated record.
UAAUAAUAAAAAGAAAUAAAUAUAUAAAUGUAAGGGAAAAAAAAAAAUUCAUUCACCGGGCCAAGUGAAAGAUAUCAAAGUAAAUCGUCGUACGAACACGAUCUGUGUACUCUUUAUAAAUAGAGAGAGAGAGAGAGAGAGAGAGAGAGAGAGAGAGAGAGAGAGAGAGAGGAAGAACAUAGAUAGUGAAUUGAAUAGAAGAAGAAAUAGAAGAGAAACGGACGGUAGCAGGAAAGGAAGAACGCGCGAGCGGAAGAGAUUUGAGCGUGGCGGUUGUUCCGAGAAUACGCGGAAGCGAGAAAGGAAAAGAAAAAAAGAAGGAGGAGAAAGAAGUGGAGGAGGAGGAGGAGGAGGUCUAGAAGGAGUAAAGAGGAGUGAAGAGGAAAGAGGAGGUAUCAGUUAGUCUGCCGUCUCGUUCAUCUCAUCCAGUUCGGUUCACGUUCGUGUUCGGUCGCGUGCAAAAGAAGAGAGACAUAUAUUUAUAUACACGCACACGCACACACACACACACACACAGACGCCCCUCCGAGACUCGCGUGGCUACCCUCCGCGACCGCACCUGUCUCGAACGAGCGCGCGCGCAAACUCGUAACACGCACGCAUACACGUAGACACGGGAUCUCUCUCACACGACACUAAACGACACAACAUCACAACGUAGACGACAGCAACCAACGACGAUUGAAGAGCAAAAGAAGAAGAUAGAUAAAGAGAGUGAAAUAAAGAGAGCUAAACGGAGAAAGGGUAACAAAGAGAGAGAAAGAGAGAGAGAGAGAGAGAGAGAGAGAGAGAAACAGACAGAGACAACCAACAUCUACCAACAGCAGCAGAGAAUACGAAGAAUCUCUUCACGAUGUCGCGUUGGGAGUCCGCGAAGUGUGUCGUUGCUAUUUUAAAGUAGUACGUAUGUAUAUUCCGAGACUCACGGAGGACGUACGAUCCGUUUCGUUCGUCCUCGGUCAGAAAUUCUUAGACGAGAGUGCUUCCUAGAGAGAAGAAUUUAAUAGAGCCAAGAGUUUUUUAACGAGACAGCUACGAAAAAUGAUAAAAUUAGUGGAAUCAAUUGGAUACGUUAUGUUACAACAUGAAAUACGUAUGUACUUGCUUACAUAUAAGACUUUAAUCGCCGCUCGGCAAUGUUUACUUACAUUACGAUAAGACAGACGGAUAAGAAAACGGCUAUGGACAUUGUAAAAAGAUAAUCUUCGAUUUUGUCGACAAAAAGGUAAAGACGGAGACAGAGACAGAUAGAAAGACAGAGAGAGAGAGAGAGAGAGAGAGAGAGAGAGAGAGAGAGAGAGAGAGAGAGAGAUAUUACGUUGUAAAUAAAGAAAAAAAAAAUCUAAAGGAGUGAAGUUUAUACGAGUCUAAUGAAAUCAUCGUGCAAUAGUGUUGUUUUGUUACAUACGCGUAUACACACACAUACACAGACACAUAUAUAUAUUUGUUGUGUUGGAAAAAUAGUGAGACAUAAUAAUGUAUGGGAUCGAGAGCGCGUGCGCGUUGACGUGCGUGUUGGCGCACGUCAAACAAGAUCACGCUACGAGAUAAUUACGACGACAAGUCGUCCCUGUGGAUGAAUGAACGUGACCCGUACAUUUUUUUCUACUCGACGUGAAGAAGAAAAAGGCAAAAGAAGAGAAGAAGAAGAAGAAGAAGAAGAGGACGAAGAAGAGGAGAAGGAGAAGGAAGAAACAUUAGCAACGGUAGCGACGACGAAGGGUGGGAAAGAAGAAAAAGAAGGGGAAGGAGAUGGAAGAAGAGAAACGUUACGCGUCUUUGUAAGAGAGAAAAAGAAGAAGAAGAAAAAAGAAAAAGAAGAGAAGGUGGAGGAGGAAGAAGAAGAGAAUAGCGGUUUUCAUAGCGCAGAUUUAUUCGCAACGUGCCAACUGUGUACACCUUCGUGAUAUAAGGCGAGUGCCAACUACUGCUACUACUUUCGAAUAAAUACACGAUUAAACACAAACAAACAAACAAACAGAAAAUCCAAGCACACACACACACAAAAUCAAAACAAAGAGGACCAUUCGAGAUCAUCUCUUAGAAGGAAGUACGUUUGAAAUAAAAGAAGAAAAAGAAAAAAGAAGAGAUUAUCGAUGUAUAAACGUCGACAUUUUUUUUCGUAUGCGAUCCGAUUAUAUCCUAACAUUUUGAUUUUAUCGUGUAUCGUUCUUGUGUGUUAAUGAAAAUCCGAUGAUUAUAAUGGAAAGGAAAAGUACCGAAGCACGGCCAAAGAUCGAAAUCGUACGUGUCUCAUCCAUCGAACGGCGAAACUUUCGCCCAUUGGAUGGGGUGCAGUUACGUGCUGCUUAUAGUCACGUCAGAGUUGGAAUUUAUUGCCCGGAAUCGGAAACAACGAAACCCGUCGUUUGCGACACCAAACCACCGAUCGAAUACACGAGGAAAUUUAAAAAAAAUUUGGGACCAGUAUCGAGACUGCUGAGACGUCGUCAUCAUGCGACAUGCCUUGCAACCAAAUCCUGUGAUAACAUUUAUACCGUGAAUAGAAAUAGUAAUUCAUUGGACUGGAGACUAGGACAAAGUGGAAACGAGCAAGGGCUACAAUCUCGACAAAGCAGUAGCUUAGACUGGAGAGUCGGAAGAUCCGUCACUUUUGGUUCCAACAAGCUCCAUUGGCGAAAUGCCACUCGUAGUGCUGAACAACUUUCUGCCAAUACUCCGAUCGGUUCUGAUCAUAUUCAAACGCCAAGUACCAAAUCUAAACUCGUAUCGCUUCUUAGACGACUCUCACCUCGUUUAUCACGACCCGGAAGCAAAGGAUCCUUGCAAUCAUCACCGACCAUCUGUCCAUGGGUCCAAGUAGAAUAUUCGACGGAAUCGAUCGAUGCCACCAAACGAGAGGAAUCCCAAGAGAGUGACUUGAGUUUUCAACAGGAAUUACAAUUGAACGAGCUGAGAAAACGAAUGGCAGGAAUCGCUUCUACUUCUCAGGUCAUUACGAAAUCUACGAACGAUAACGAAGAUCAAAUCGUGCCACAUCAUCAUCCAACCUUUCAAGUUCAGGAAUCCAACAACAUCGAUCGUAACGACUGCAUCCAUACAGCCGUGCACGAGGAUCGCGGAGAGGAGAAGCCGUCGUCGAGGGAUCGUCGUCGAUCAAACGUCGAUCACGAAACGACUCGGCGUUGUGGGGUGGGUGGAAACGCCGAGCUACCGGGCCUGGAGGAGUUUGGAGACUCCUGCGUCGCGACGGUGACGUCCUCGGUACCCGGGGCUGGGCUAAGCUCUGGUCGACGCACCAGGCCCCUUUCUCUUGCCGUACAACCUCUCAACUAUCAUCGUCUCGAUCCGGACGCCACAGGCGACGAACUCGAUCAUCAUCUUCUACCCAACAUGACCAGUCAGGAGAGCAUCGGAAGCUGCAGCUUGGACGUCGAUCGUUCCGUCUCCGACCGAUCAGAAAACACCGUAGAUACCGUCUCAGAGAGAACGCUGCACAGUCUUAACUUGUCGUGUAACGGUGAGCCGAUUUCCACGGCGGAAAAUUUGGUGAACGGUAGCAGCGAGACGUUGCAAAAGUCCCAUCUCACUCCCGAUGAUAAGGUAAUCGUCAGCAAUGGUCAUCGUUGCAGUCCCGAGCCAGAACAGCUGACAGCUAAGAAGCCAAGUUACUUGGGAUUGGCUUGCAGUAUUAGCGGUUACUCGGGCAUCACAAGGUACGAUAGUAAAUUGAGAGAAGGUUUCCGAUCGAGAGACAGCAGUCCUGGUACAAGACUGAUCACUAGGGAUACUAGUCCUGCAGGUUUCAAAUCAAACGAGAAUUUAAGUGUUCCGAUACAUCAUUAUCCGCCUAAGAGUCAAUCAAUUUCACCGCUCGCAAUGGAUCGACAAAAUGGUUUCGCUAACGGCAUGAAGGAGGAGUGUAAGAUAGAAACUUAUAGAGAAACGAGAAAUUCGAUGAGUAUAUGUCAGGGCUUCUCCGAGGUCGAUAAAGGGGUAUCCAUACAUGCAACGUUUCCCGACGUAAGCCCCAUUAGGGUAAAUUCUUCCUCGAGAAGGAGUCCUGGGAUCGUACAAGUGAUGUCCUGUGGUCAACAAACGAAAUCCUUUUCUUCAUCGAGCUACGCCGAGUCAUCGCCAAAACCUUCUACGAUAAAUAUUUCAAAUACCUCGUUUAGCGAUACAAGUAUAUUGAACGGUUCGAACGUCGAGAUUGAACAACAAACUACGAAUACCUCUUCCAGCAGUGAAAAGUCCUUCAUUCAGCAACGGGUCGAACGAUUGUACGGUCCUGGAGCUCUCGCACAGGGUUUCUUCUUUAAACGAAGCGUUACUAAGUUAAACGUUACUGACAAUAGUUUCAAUAAAUUUAGUAAUAAUAGCGACAACUCGACGGACAACGUUAACACCGAGGAGUCCUUGAAAAAUUUGCCAGUCCUUAGACAUCUUCGGCCUGAAUUCCGUGCUCAAUUACCUGUGGUCAGUUCUAGAAAACCUACGGACGGUACCGAACAAGUAAUAAAACCAUUGCGAAGGAUAUCGCCAGCUCCACGUAAAACUGAACAACAAUCGAAAAUUUGUAAAACCUCACACGUCUCGGAAAGUGUUGCGGAAUCGUCAAACCAGCACAAUAACAGCAUCGCUAGUAUACCGGAUCAACAACCCGCUGCACCGAAGGUAGUGUUACCUGUUUUAGAAACAAGCGCUAGUUCCAGUAACGUGGCAAAACAAAUGCAGGAAUUAGAGAAAACGACUGAAGAAAAGAACGGACAUUAUUUUUUGAAACUGUUGAAACAAGAAACGGACAGACUUUUGUCAUUAGCUGCGUCAGCGGAAGCCGAGUUAGCCAGUGGCGAUCCCGUUGCAUUACCCGAAGAAGCAGCCGGUAAAUUGAGAUCGGCCGCUGGCAAAGCGAGAUUAUUGGCUUCGCAAAAGAUGCAGCAGUUCGAGGGAUUGUGUCAAAAAAAUAUUAAUCAAGUGCCAGGCGAAGAAUUUCCAACUACGAACGAAGACUUGGCUGGCUUUUGGGACAUGGUCAUGCUGCAAGUAGUUCAAGUUAAUGAACUUUUUGAUCAAAUUGAAAAGUCAAGAAAAUCACAAUGGCAAGAGAUUGUGCCAGAGAAAAAGAGCAAUGUGUCUCUUUCGCAAAAUGGUAAUGCUGCCAAACGCCGAAUAACGCCAGUUCAUAAAAUUAAGCCUACUGCGAACAGCGAAGCCAAUAAAAAGGCACGAGAGGCAAGGGAACAAGCGAGACGACAAAUGAUAGAGGAAAGACGUCGAGCGAUGCGUUCUAAUAUACAAAAUCAAGAUAAUUCGGUGAAAAUUUUUGCUCCCGAAACGUAACGGCGAACAUAAUUCAUUCGAUCCAAGAUUCUUUUCUCUCUUUAUUUUUUUUUUUUUUUUUUUUUUCUUUUUUUUUUCGUUUUUUUUUCUUUCGCCAUUCCCUCCCCUCUCCCAGUAUUUUUUCU